CAGCGUGUUUCCGGUCGUGUCCUCUCACUCUCUAACUUGCCUCCCUGCUGCUGCUGUGUUUGUUAAAAACAGUCAGAGAUGUUUCUGUCGGAGUGUUAGCCUCCACCAGGAUGAGCUAAAAUGGAGAAGGUUACAGCAGACUCUUCUGUGGCCGAGGAGGAGGAGGAGGAUGAAAGUUCAGACCCUGAAGUUUUAUGUUUAAUGAGAGUGGGCAGAAAUUCAGACUGGCUUCGUCUGCUGGAAAACACUGAGGUUGGCUAAUGCUAACUAACGAGCUAAGUUUAACUCUGUGCAGUUUACGCUGUUGUCAGGUUUUUCACAUAAAUACUCUUUACAACUGCAGACAGUGUCUUCACUCUUUAACAUGUUGUUUAGUGUGUUUUAGUGUGUUUUGCAGCAGCUGCACAUUAUCUCUAAAACCGUGUGUUUUUGCUCCCUCAGAUCACCAUUGGUCGGGGUAUGGAUGUGAUUUACCAGCUCUUAUCUCCAACUUGUCCCCUGAUGAUCUCCAGACUUCACUGUACCUUCAAACAGAGAGAAGAUGGUCAGUGGACGGUGACAGACAAGAAGGUGACCAUCUCUGACAUGUUCAAGUAUAACUUCAUAUCAACAGGAGACUAAAAUAUUCUCUUUCUCUGUAGGUCUGGGCGAUAAAACGAUAUUGAUAUAUAUUGAAAAUUUAUUCCCGCAAUAUCAAUAUAAAACAUGGUCAAUAUGCUUUUCGAUAGUCAAUGUUUGGGUAGACUGUAUGAAUAGCCAAUGAAAAGGAGAGUUUCUCUGGGUCCACUUGAAAUGACCAUGAAGGCUCAACAGAUGACGAGUAUUAUUAUUUAUUGUUGUGAUGUGUGCUGCUGACCUCUUGGCCAGGUCAAUCUUCUAAAUGAGAUCUCGAUCUCAGCAGGUUCUUGCCUGGUUAAAUAAAGGUUAACUAAAAUAAAAGACGGUUUUUACUUUGUUCCUCAGAGUCUCAACGGUGUGUGGGUGAAUGGAAACCGCAUCCCCGCUGAAGAAUCCCAUCAGCUCAGACUGGGAGACUCUAUACAACUUGGCGUCCCUGUAAUCGGAAACAAAGUGGAGUUUGACUACAUCCUGGUCCAGCGGCCCCUCAAAGACAUUAAACCCUACCUGGCAAAGGGACAAAGGGACGGUGCUAAAGCGGCACAUGUGCCUAAAAAGCUAAAGAGGAAGAUGACUGUGGAGGAGGUCGAGCCGUCCACCUCGAAGACCAAGCUGUUCCGCUGCUCGUCUUCAGAUACGUCCUUCGCAAAGCCGUGUCCUCUGUCGUCGGGGAGACCCCAGCAGAGGCUCAGUCAGAACAAGCCAGAGGAAACAGUGACCAGCAGGCAAGUCCAGGAGGUAGAUAGACCCUCAGAUGGCUCCAGUUCCACCUGUGACCAGGACAACCUGCAAAUGUGAGUCUCUCCUGUGAAUAAUCAUCACAGUCAAGUGUCAAAGUUUGAGAAUACUCGGUGAAGGUUAUCAGGUACGUUUCUGUCUGUUCAGAGAGCAGAGUAUCUUCAGAUAACAGAGUCAUUAAACAGACCUGUCCAGUAGGGAGACCUCAGGCCAGUCCAUUACAGACUACAGCGGGGUUUCGCAGCUCAAGGAGGAACAUUUAUGAUCAUUUCUUUAUCAUUUCCUUGACGUAAUAAUCACCAUAUUAAUCAUUUUCACUGCAGACGCGGUAGUUCUUCUGUCUUAGCGUCUCGGUCUGAUUGUAUUUCCAUGAAGAAAUGAUCAUAAAUGUUCUUCCUUGAGCUGCGGCACCCCGCUGUAGUCCGUAAUGGACUGGCCUGAGGUCUCGCUACAAACAAGCGUCUGCUGGAAGAGAGUAGGUGAGUUGUGUUUAGUCUCUUUGUUAAAGAAAUGAGUCAAAGUUAAAAAGAUGUUUGGUGUCUAGUACUAUGGCUGUGACCCUAUAUGUCCUGUUGAUGAAGUUAGGUGCUGUUCUGAGCAUUAUUUGUGGCUAUAGAGUGGCGUUUUGGUUGAGCGCGUGGCUCUCUGUAUUUCUAUCCUGCAGUCGUUACUAAAGUUGGUAUAACUAGAGAAGCAAGCGGUCGGCAACAUUCAUCUCUGGAGGGGGGGUCUAACUCGGUCUUACGUUUGACCCUAAAUAAAUUUUACGCCGGAAUAUCCCUUUAAAUAAGUUUAAGUAAAUCAGACUUGGAUUAUCUUCAUAUCUUUGCAGGUACAGUCAGAACAUCCUGAUGCUGAGGGAGCAGGUGGACCACACAGAGAGGCAGGUGGCCUCUCUGGGAGGUGAGCCGCGGCAGACGGACCCACUCAGAGAGGAGCAGGUGAAGAAGUUACAGAGUCAGCUGGAGAUGCUUCGAGCCAAAAUGCACCGCAUGGAGACACUAGAGAAGUCCUUCAGUGAGCCCAAGAGACAGCUGGAGGUAAGAGGUUUUCCAGAGUCAUAGAUACUCCUCAUAUCUCACAGUGUAAGGACAUUUGAACGGACAAAGAUGAUGAUUUUUUUCAUGUUUAGGCACAGAAAACACGGCAGCAAGAGGAGCCCAUGAAAAAGCAGCUGGAAGAGGCCCUGCAGGAGGUAUGUGUGUGUAAACGACAGCUUCACCAUCUGCACAAAGGAUCAGAUGUGAAAAUAUGAUGCUAGAAUUUGUGUUUCUCUUGAGUUUAAAACUCACUUUGUCUCACUGAAUAAACAGCAAAAGAAGGUGAUCGAAGAGCUCGCUCUGUCUCGACAAGACUUUGAGGCGAUUCUCUCUGCCAAAAAUAAAGAACUGGAAGUGACGAAGGUAAAACUGUUCCUCUGAUAUGUUUGUUUUGUUUUAGCUAAAGUUGUUUUUACUAUUGAUUAAUUACUCAUUUAUUUUGCAGGAGGAGAAAGAAAAGGCGAGGGCGCAGAAGGAGGAGGUGGUAACACAAGUGACUGAGGUUCUGGAGAAUGAGCUUCAGUGUAUCAUCUGCUCGGAGCUCUUUAUCGAGGUGGGAAUCUUAGAAGUACAAAAACGAGUUUCAAUAAUUACAAUAAAACAUGUUUGAGGAACUCCUCCGUGAAAACGUAAACUUGUUUUGCAGGCCGUCAUCCUGAACUGUGCACACAGCUUCUGUUGUUUCUGCAUCAAGCAGUGGCGUAAAAAGAAAGACGAGUGUCCGAUCUGCAGACAAGCCAUACAGUCCCAGACCCGCUGUCUGGCUCUGGACAACUGCAUCAACAGCAUGGUGGAGAACCUGAGCCUGGACAUGAAGGCGAGGCGGCAAACCCUCAUCUCUGAGAGGAAAGGUGAGAGGUGCGUCAUGAUGAUGAAGAGUGUUAUCAGGAGGCUGAAGUUAAAAUAGUGUUUUUAUUUUUUAAAGGAACCACUUAGUAUAAAAAUAGUGAAAACAAGAGGUGUGUAUCCAACCUCACCUCCCAAAAAGUCUAAAUUUUGAGUUAAAUCUGAAUAAAAACAGACGCUGAUGCUUUGAAAAGUUUUCAAACCUCUUUUUUUUUAAAGUAAGAUUUCUUUGCAUGUUUUAUUUUAUGAGUUAGGAACGCCUAAGAGAGACAGGAAUCGAACCAGCAACUGCUGCCAUGAGGGCUACAGCCUCUCAAAGUAGGGCACUUAUGCUGCGUUCGAGUUACCUCGGAAGUCAGAUGUCGGAGCUGAGAAUGUUGUCACACCCGAAUUACCAACGUUUAAGUUACCAAGUCAGAAAAAAGCAAAAUUGGAGGCCUCAAACAAAAGGUGAAAUCUAUGAAAGUUAGUUUAGUGCUUGCCUCUGACUUCAGAGUUAACUCGAACGCAGCAUUAGACUGCGAGUAACCAAAGUAACCUGCUGCUAACCUUAAACAGAUGAACCGAUCUGAAGUUUCUUUGUUACGAUGUUGUUAAGCAGACACUUUUAUCAAGAGCAAGAGCUUUUUAGUGUGAUUUUUCUGUUUGUUUGUCUCUGUCUCAACUUUUUCAAAACAUGUUGCUGAAAUUUAAAACGAACAUUUUUAAAAACAGACAGAUAACAUUUACAGUUCCAGCUCUAUUUUCAGUCACAUAAAGGCUCUAAAUGAUUUAUAAACCAUCAUUUUCUGUUUUUAACAACAUUUUGCACAGCUUCCCAACUUUGUCAGAACUGGGUUGUGUGUUUUUCGUGGUGGUGAGUUGUGCGUUUAGAGGCAGUCAGUUUUUCUCAGGUCAUCCAGCUUCACACUCACAUCAGUGUACCUUAUAUUCUUUAUUUCCAAACAUGGACCAGCCUGUGACAGUGAUGUAGGUUUGUCAGCAGUCAUGAAAAGAAGACCUAAAACAGACAUUUAAAUCUGUGCCUUCUUACCAGCAUCGGUGUGCAGUGGCAUGUUUAUCAGAUGAGAUGAUCAGGACUCACUGACUCACCGAGGGGAUCUCUGUGACUAAUGUUUGUGUCAUGUCCUCUGAAGAAGUGUGGGACCCUCAGCUGGUGCGAUGACGCCGCUCAGAGGAUCUCAGGCAGGAAGAGAAACAUGUCUUUAAAGGAUCAUUUAGGAGAGAGUCACGGUUUAAUCAUCCUCGUUAUCGGAGGGCUGUGGGCCAGCUGAGGACAGUGACCAGUUUAGACACAAGGUGGCGGCAAAACAAUGCUGAAUCUUUUGAAUGACAUCUCACUAAUGCUAAAAUGAUGUUUUCGGUGCAUUUUGAGUCGAUGCAAAAGCUCAAAAGAAGUACAGGUGGGAUACGGAUAGUUUUCUGUGCAUGUUGGGUUCAAUCGUGCCAAAAUAGUGCUUUAAAAACAUGGAAAAGACAAACUUAAACAGAGGGAAGAGAGUCGGGGGUGAGAGGCUUUUGAAUUUCACACAUCCUUUCUGUUUAAAUCAAGAAUAAGUACCAUGAAAGAAGCCCCCCGUUCCUGUAGAGGGUCCGUCUGUAGAUCUUCCAGAUCUUUGAUGACACAUAUAAAAAGCCGGGUUCAUAUUCGACUCUGUUUCUUGCUUCUUUUUUUAUGAACUGUUGGAGAAACUGCAGAGCAGGAAUAACAGAGUUUAACCAAGUCAAGUCACAUUAGUUUUAUUUAUGUAUCCUGUUCUCCACAUCAAAACUUUGCCUCAGGGGCUUCGAUGUCUGAACAGAAACAACAUCCUCCUCUCUAAUGAGAUCAAACCCUUUUCUGGCUUAAUGGAGGAAACAUGAGAGGGAGAAACUCGGUAGGGGUCUCGCCAUUUUGGGGUUUGUUGCCAUCUUGAGUAUUUCCCGUCUUUUAAUGAGAUAUGGAGGGGCCUGGCGCUGACACACAUACGGAUGCUGCUCUCUUUGUGUUUCCAGCAGCAGCUGCCUCAGCUCAGGUGAUCGAGUUGAUCCACGAUGACGACAGCAGCAGCAGCAGCGGCGACAGCGGCAGCAGCAUGGUGUCCAUCGACAGCAGCCUCAGCUCGGUGGUCUCGGUGGACAGCCCCCCUUUGGGCUCCAGCUCCUUCUACAGCGGCAUCUCUGAUGAAAGUGUGGAUGAGUUGGAGGAUUAGCUCUUCUGGCCUGUAGGUGGCGAUGGAAAAAGGGACUUUGAAGCGUAGUUGUUUCCUCAGUUAUCUUUGGACUUUGAAGGUGAAAGUUUGGGUUCAUCAUGACUCAGAUAAGUAAAUUAAGCUGAGGUUUGUUUGUUUUUUUUUCUUUUUGUUAAAAUAUACGUUGUCUUCUUGUCAUUAUUUUCAAAAAAAAGGAAUAAAGUCUUUUCCUAUGCACACUUAUUGACA
Messenger RNA from Xyrichtys novacula (pearly razorfish), 5662 nucleotides. The record is from the annotation of a GenBank genome assembly. Lineage: Eukaryota; Metazoa; Chordata; Actinopteri; Labriformes; Labridae.